AUGGACGUCAAAGAGACAGAAGAGCAACGGCAAAUGCGACGCAUCGCUUUCGUUGCCGUCGUCGUCUCCACUGCCGCUGUUAUUGCUUCAGUUGUGACACUUCCAAUGCUCUACAAUUAUGUACAGUCGUUCCAAUCUCAUCUUAUGGUUGAAACUGACUACUGCAAGGCUCGUUCUCGUGACAUGUGGCUCGAGAUGACUGCUCUUCAAGCUGGAAAGGGAAUGGGACACCGUAUGAAGAGAGCCUGGCUCUUCGGACAAUGGAUCCCAGAAACCUCUGCUGGAGGAGGUGGUUCCGGAAAUGCAGGAGGAAACUACGGAUCUGGAGCUGCUGGAAGUUCCGCCAACACCGCCGGAUACGGAGGUUACGGAGCCGCUGUGAACGCUGAACCAGCUGCUGUUUGCUGUACUUGCAACCAGGGAGCCGCUGGACCACCAGGACCAGAAGGACCACCAGGAAAUGACGGAAAGGACGGAAGAAACGGAAAUGAUGGAAAGAACGGAAGAGACGCCGAGGUUCUUCCUGCACCAGCCUCCGAGCCAUGCAUCAUUUGCCCAGUUGGAGCACCAGGACCAAUGGGAGCCAUGGGACCAAAGGGACCACCAGGACCAAAGGGAUCUCCAGGAGAGCCACCACAAGACGGAAAGUCUGGAGACGACGGAAUGGCUGGACAACCAGGACCAAUUGGAAGACCAGGACGCGACGGAAUGAAGGGAGCGCCAGGAGCCGCUGGACGCCUCAUUCCGGUGCCAGGACCACAAGGACCACCAGGAAAGGCCGGACCAAUCGGACCACCAGGACCGAAAGGAAAUCCAGGACCAGACGGACAAUCAUACCAAGGACCACCAGGACCACCAGGAGAUUCAGGAACUCCAGGACACGAGGGUCGUCCAGGACCAAAUGGACCAGCUGGACCAGCAGGAGACAACGGAGAGAAGGGAGAUUGCGGACAUUGUCCACCACCACGUACCCCACCAGGCUACUAA
Caenorhabditis remanei is the source of this 987-nucleotide messenger RNA. RefSeq lists its product as uncharacterized. NCBI's taxonomy places the organism in Eukaryota, Metazoa, Nematoda, Chromadorea, Rhabditida, Rhabditidae. The record is from RefSeq and is a predicted model, not a curated record. The transcript has 3 exons. Gene Ontology annotation, molecular function: structural constituent of cuticle. The coding region runs from base 1 to 987 and encodes 328 amino acids.